This is a messenger RNA of Prunus dulcis (almond), 491 nucleotides long. RefSeq lists its product as uncharacterized. Lineage: Eukaryota; Viridiplantae; Streptophyta; Magnoliopsida; Rosales; Rosaceae. The record is from RefSeq and is a predicted model, not a curated record. Bases 74 to 418 code for a protein of 114 amino acids. The transcript has 2 exons.
UAUGUGAAAUUUUCUUGGGUAACUACUUUUCCCGUUGGAAUGAUAAUGGUCAAUAAGUCGUCAAGGAGAGGUAAUGGUAUUUCGGUUCUCGUUGCAGUUGACAGGUAUUUUGAGACCCCAACCUGAGAUAGAAAUCAAGGAAGCUCCAAAAUUUUCCCAUGGUUCCCUCAAGGUAGUGGAAGUGAAAAACUAUCGUGGUCGCCCCGGUGAUUUGAAGCUGGUGAUGUACUUAAUAGACAACGCUGUUGGACUGGAAAAAAUUGUCAACCAUCCUCUCGGACAAAUUAAUGGCGAAGAAGAAAUGGAAGAGGUCCUUUUCAUGUAUCGUGCUAGGGACGAGAUGGCACGAAAAGUGCCUAAACAUAUAGAAUUGGAUGGCCGUAAUAACUUUCGGGUUGAUCGUCCGGUGUAUCUAUAACUGAUUUCCCUUGGUUGUUCGGUUGCUGCGUCCGCCAAUUGAAACUUUACAGAGGGAGGGAGGGUGGGUUACU